Schistocerca piceifrons (Central American locust) is the source of this 2536-nucleotide messenger RNA. RefSeq names its product inter-alpha-trypsin inhibitor heavy chain H4-like. Lineage: Eukaryota; Metazoa; Arthropoda; Insecta; Orthoptera; Acrididae. The transcript is spliced from 18 exons. The coding region runs from base 9 to 2378 and encodes 789 amino acids. The record is from RefSeq and is a predicted model, not a curated record.
CAGACAGCAUGCGCACCUGGGAGGCAGUUGUUGCCACGGCGCUCGUGGCGGUGUUCACGCUGACCUUGGCCGCUGCUGAGGACGCGCCGGAGUAUCCACCGCCGGACGUGUACAGCCUUCAUGUGGUGAGCCACGUGCGGAACCGGUACGCCAAGACAGUGGUGACCAGCAGGGUGGCCAACACAGCCAACGUGUCCAGAGAAAUCAGCUUCGACGCCGUCCUGCCGGAGACCGCCUUCAUAUCGGGAUUCGUCAUAGAGAUGGACGGCAAGGCGUACGAGGCGUACGUGAAGGGGAAGGAGGAGGCGCGCGAGGAGUACCAGCAGGCCGUGCAGGCCGGGCAGGGCGCCGCGCACGUGCAGCUCAGUGCAAGAGAUUCAAACGUGGUGUCCGUGUCGGUGAACGUGGAGGCGCAGAAGAAGGUGACCUUCAACCUGACGUACGAGGAGCUGCUGCAGAGGGAGCUGGGCGCCUACCACCUGCGCAUCAACCUCAAUCCCGGACAGAUCGUGAACGAUUUAUCAGUGGAGGUGCACAUCAACGAGACGAGCGACAUCACCCUCCUUGAAGUCCCCAGUCUGCAGCAGAGCAACGACGUCUCAGACGAAGAGAACUCUACUAACCCUCUGGCGCACACGGAGAGGCCUUCGCCCACGACAGCCGAGGUGCGGUGGUCUCCCAGCAGGGAGGAGCAGGCGGCGCUGAGGGCGGAGGGCGUGCAGGGACAGCUGCUGGUGCGCUACGACGUCGACCACGCCGCCAGCCCCAACCACAUACUCGUGACUGAUGACGGAUACUUCGUGCACUUCUACUCACCACCAGACCUGCCACCACUGGAAAAGUACAUCGUGUUCGUGCUGGACGUGAGCGGCUCCAUGAGCGGUCACAAGAUAGAGCAGCUGAGGCAGGCCAUGGUCUCCAUCCUUGAUGAGCUGAGUCCACGUGACAACUUCACGCUCAUCACAUUCUCCUCUGGAUCACGGGUGUGGUGGCCAGGUGGCGAGAACAAGACCUAUACAUCCCGGUACGAUUGGCCCAAAGGACCAGAAAAUGAUGCUGAUGCUGUCGUGCCUGCCACUCCAGAAAAUGUUGCUAGUGCCAAAAAUUUCGUGAGAGAUCUCCAUGCGGGAGGAGGGACGGCAAUGCAUGAUGCACUGGAUACAGCACUGCGAGUAUCCAAGGCAGGUGUUUCACGUCCAAAUGCGCCGCUUGUGAUGGUGCUGCUGACGGAUGGACUGCCCAAUGGAGACCCAGAAACCAUCUUACACGACUACACCGCCGCCAACAUGGAGCGGGGAGCAGCACUGUUUACGCUGGCAUUCGGUGAAGAUGCAGACUUCGGAUUUCUCAGGAAGCUGGCGCUACGCAACGGAGGCUUCGGCAGGCGCAUUUACGAGGCGGCGGACGCACACCUGCAGCUGCGCAACUUCUACCGGCAGGUCGCGUCGCCACUACUUUCCAGCGUCAACUUCACAUACGGGGAUGGACAGGUGGAGGAGGAAACCCUGACGCAGACCAAGUUCCCAACGUUUUUCCGCGGCAGCGAACUGGUGGUGUCUGGCAGACUGCGGCCUGUGGUACCGCAGCUGGAGCCCGUGGUGGUGGGGGAGGGCCGCCAGCGCUACAGGUCGCCGGCCAGGCUGGAGAAGGCCUGCUCUGGGGAGCGCCUCUGGGCCUUCCUUACUGUGCGCCAGCUGCUCGACCUGGACGCCGCCACUCCCAACCAGACGCUCAAGGACAGGGCCAAGGACAUCGCUCUCAAGUACUCUUUCGUGACUCCCGUGACGUCAUUGGUGGUAGUCAAACCUAACGACACAUCUGCCGUGGACCUGAAACGCGCCGGUGGAAACCGUGGAGGCUACUUCCCGAAUGGAGUGCCGGCCUCAUUGGGCGGAGCAUUUGCAACUUCUGGCUUCAGCCCUAACAUCUUAGCGUUAGCAGGACCUGUGCCUUCCAGACUUGGCCUACCUUUCUGCUGUUCUCCUGCUCUGGUGCUUCCUGAGGCAGCAAAAGUUUCUUCUGGUCCAUAUGUAACAACAACUUUACACCCUGGUGUUCUGGCUUUUGUUGGACAACCGAAGACCCUGAACAUAUCGGAGAUCACGUGGCUGGGUGGCGUCUCGAACUCCUCACACGUCACACUAGAAGUGAAUGGCACGGCAGAGACCUACGAGCUGGCUUUUAACAAGACAGAGUCGCAGCUGGAGGAGUGCGCGCCCCCUGACGGAGGUCACGGGCAGUGCCGCCACCUGGCCAACUGCGUGCUGCCCAACUUCACUGACAGCCUCGAUGACUUCCUGCCCUACCUCUGUGUGGUCGACGGCAGUUACGUCGGAGCUUGUUGUCCGGACAACACAGUUCCCCCCAUGAUCAUUUGAUGAGCCGUGUGCCGACUGCCGAGACCGCUAAUCUAAGCAGAGGUUUGUUCCAGAUAUUGCCUCCAGAGCUGUGGAGAGCAAACCAGGAAUUGCUGAAUCAUUUGUAUUGUUAUCUCCCGGUUAUUAUUCACAGAAAUUAAAUAUUGUCACAACAGAAA